AUGAUGGGCUGCUUCACUGGCCUGAGGUCCAAGAAGAAGAAGAGCCCUCUUGUCGCAAGCAAGAAGCAUGGCGAUGCAAGGGACACAUCCCUGAGGCUCCCGGAGCCGGAAGCUCAUGUGCCAUCUCUGCAGUCGGCGCCUCCUAGUUUCAGGAACAGGGCAAAGAUCUGCCAAUCGGCCAAUAAAGUCUCUUACAGCAGGGCACGUGUGCUGUCUGCUCCCUCCAGCCUGAUCCUGGUUGAUCAGGAUGGCCUUCCGUAUGCCGAAUUCGAUGAUCAGGAUGACCCUAGGGGCAAGGGAGGAGCUAUUAAGGCGCAUCGGUUUUCAAAUCCGCUGCCCCUUCCUCUUCCCUCACCAGAAGGCAGUUCUUUGAGGAACUUUGGUAGCUUCAAGGCUAUCAAUGCAAGUGGGCCACUUGAGGUUUCAGGUCCUCUCCCACUGCCUCCGAAGAGGUCCGAUGGGCUUAAGAACUUCUCGUAUGAUGAGAUUUCCACUGCUUGCCAGUGGUUUUCUAGUGAUCAGUGUGUCUCGGAAACUCAGACUUUGACGUCAUAUAAGGCAUCGUUCAGGGAUGAUUUUGUUGAACCAAAGAAGAUGGACGCAAUAGUUGCCCGAUUACUCCCGUCCAACCAGAGUUUCAAAGAAUUUAAGGCACAAGUAAAUACGUUGGCAUCACUUCAACAUCCCAAUUUAUGUAAACUCAUCGGCUAUCAUGCAAGAGAUGAAUCUAAUGAAAGGAUGUUGGUUUAUGAGCGGCUCCAUCAUGGCAGUUUAGACAGGUUACUCUUUGGAAGACCGGAAGGUCGUUUGAUGGACUGGUCUACACGUUUGAAGGUUGCCCUUGGUGCUGCUAAAGGUCUAGCUUUCCUACACGAUGAAGGACCCUUUCAGGCAAUGUAUGAUGACUUCUCAACCUCAAACAUCCAAAUAGAGAAAGAUUUCACGGCAAAGCUGUCGGGAUAUGGUUGUGUUGGCUUCAAUUCUGAGGAGGAAAGAUCUAAGGCAUCUGUGGUAAGUAAAAAAGAUGGAAAUAAUAUUAAUACAUCGCAUUAUGUUCAUUUACUUGUCAACAUCCCAAUGCUUACGGGAGAUGUUAUUCUUGGGCAGACUGCUACAAACCUCUCAGAGGAAACCUUGGAGAAAGGGGUACUGACUCCCAAGAGCAACGUAUGGAGCUUUGGAGUCGUCUUGCUCGAGCUAAUAACAGGAAGGAAGAACCUUGAUGUACGUUCCACCAAAGAAGAACGCAAUAUUGUCAAGUGGGGCAGGCCUUUCCUCACGGACGAUAGUCGCCUAUCCCUCAUCAUGGAUCCCCGUAUAAAAGGACGCUUUCCUCCCAAGGCUGCUAGGACUGUGGCAGACAUCAUCCUGAAGUGCCUUCAUAGGGAUCCAUCCGAAAGGCCUACGAUGAGGGCCGUCGUGGAGUCUCUAGCAAGCGUCCAGGACAUAAAGGUCCCCUGCCGGUAUCCUCUUCAAGUACCGUCCGCCGCACCGAGGAAAGUGAUGCUAAAAUCCACGAGUCUCAACGGCAUUGUUCCUCAGCAUCCUGUCAUGACCUUCUCGCCGUCGCCUCCUUCGCGCAACCAGCACCUGGUGUCACCGAGAUCAUCGACGUCUGCGCUGCUUCCCCCAAGGAACUGCUCUUCCACCAUCACCCUGGACUACCCCAGGGUAAGCUCGGUCAAGAAAUCGCCCCCCAACAUCAUGCGGAGACCUGGCGUCGAGGGUUUUUGA
This is a messenger RNA of Triticum turgidum subsp. durum (durum wheat), 1734 nucleotides long. The record is from the annotation of a GenBank genome assembly. Lineage: Eukaryota; Viridiplantae; Streptophyta; Magnoliopsida; Poales; Poaceae.